Messenger RNA from Camelus dromedarius (Arabian camel), 652 nucleotides. It is a transcript of the gene DYNLT2B, whose product is annotated as dynein light chain Tctex-type 2B. The record is from RefSeq and is a predicted model, not a curated record. NCBI's taxonomy places the organism in Eukaryota, Metazoa, Chordata, Mammalia, Artiodactyla, Camelidae. Gene Ontology annotation, molecular function: dynein intermediate chain binding. The coding region runs from base 130 to 552 and encodes 140 amino acids. Gene Ontology annotation, biological process: microtubule-based movement. The transcript has 5 exons. Gene Ontology annotation, cellular component: cytoplasm; cytoplasmic dynein complex.
ACGGCGCAGAGCGCGCGGCCGCGUCACAUCAGGGCCUUGGGCGGCCCUGUCGCCCUGGCGACGGUUUCCCAGAUCCGUGCUGCCCCCGCGGGCUAAGCCUUCUUCGCGAGGGUCCAAGAAGCUUAGGCCAUGUCGGUCACGGAGUCCUUCUCGGCGGUCGAUGGGUUGCCCGAUUCUGAGAAGAACCCUGGGGAGUCCGAGAAUACCUAUAUUCUGCGGCCCAUUUUCCAGCAAAGGUUCAGACCCUCUGUGGUUAAAGACUGUAUCCAUGCUGUACUCAAGCAAGAACUGGCAAAUGCUGAAUACUCUCCAGAAGAAAUGCCUCAGCUCACAAAACGUUUAUCAGAAAAUAUUAAAGAUAAAUUAAAAGAAAUGGGAUUUGACCGAUAUAAAAUGGUGGUGCAAGUAGUGAUUGGAGAACAAAGAGGGGAAGGAGUAUUCAUGGCUGCUCGCUGUUUCUGGGAUGCUGACACUGACAACUGCACUCAUGAUGUUUUCAUGAAUGACAGUUUAUUCUGUGUUGUAGCGGCAUUUGGCUGUUUCUACUAUUAAAUCUUUGAAAGCUGGAAAAAGAUAUGACCAUGAAGAAAUACGAACUUUUUUAUCUUGUUAAAUAUUUUGACAAAAUAAAGAAAAGUUGGCAGUUUGGCAA